This is a messenger RNA of Medicago truncatula (barrel medic), 1300 nucleotides long. Its product is annotated as 1,4-dihydroxy-2-naphthoyl-CoA synthase, peroxisomal. The transcript is spliced from 9 exons. The record is from RefSeq and is a predicted model, not a curated record. The coding region runs from base 155 to 1141 and encodes 328 amino acids. NCBI's taxonomy places the organism in Eukaryota, Viridiplantae, Streptophyta, Magnoliopsida, Fabales, Fabaceae. Gene Ontology annotation, cellular component: cytosol. Gene Ontology annotation, molecular function: 1,4-dihydroxy-2-naphthoyl-CoA synthase activity. Gene Ontology annotation, biological process: menaquinone biosynthetic process.
CCAGAAUAGGUAAGGAACAGAGUUUCACCUUAUCUUAUCCAUAUCCUACAAGACAAACUUAAUAAUCUCCCUCCAUCAUCAUCAUCAUCAUCAUCAUCAUCAUCUUUGAUGAAAAACAAGUGCUAUAGCUUAUACCUCAUAUCUCCAAUAUCCAAUGGCAGAUAACAAAGACAUUGAAACAGUGAUCAGAAGAGUCACCUCUGUAACCAACCACCUUGUUUCCUCAUCACCACCUCAACUUAUUUCCUUGUGUCACACUUCAACUUACCAACGUGUUCAUGGUGAUGUUCCUUCUCACGACGUAGUUUGGAAGGUUGUUCCUUCUGAUGAUGAUGAAGGAAAGGUUUUCACUGACAUUCUCUAUGAGAAAUCCGUUGGUGAAGGAAUUGCCAAGAUUAGCAUUAAUAGGCCGGAGAGGAGGAAUGCUUUUCGACCUCAUACGGUUAAGGAGCUUAUUCGUGCUUUCAAUGAUGCUAGAGAUGAUCCCUCUGUUGGUGUCAUCAUUCUCACGGGAAAGGGAACAGAUGCAUUCUGUAGUGGUGGUGACCAAGCCUUGAGGACUCCAGAUGGUUAUUCCGAUCAUGAAAAUAUCGGUCGCCUUAAUGUGUUAGACUUGCAGGUGCAGAUUCGCCGCCUUCCAAAACCAGUAAUUGCAAUGGUUGCAGGGUAUGCUGUUGGAGGAGGGCAUAUAUUGCAUAUGGUUUGUGAUCUAACCAUUGCAGCAGAUAAUGCUAUCUUUGGCCAAACCGGUCCUAAGGUUGGGAGCUUCGAUGCUGGUUAUGGAAGUUCUAUCAUGUCACGUUUGGUAGGUCCUAAAAAAGCACGCGAAAUGUGGUUUCUCACAAGGUUCUAUACGGCUGUUGAAGCAGAGAAAAUGGGCCUUAUCAAUACUGUUGUACCACUAGAGAAUUUAGAAAAAGAAACAAUCAAAUGGUGUAGGGAGAUACUCAGAAAUAGCCCAACCGCAAUUCGGGUUCUCAAGGCAGCUAUUAAUGCAGUGGAUGACGGGCACGCUGGACUUCAGGAAAUGGGUGGAAAUUCAACAUUGAUAUUUUAUGGCACUGAAGAAGCAAAUGAAGGAAAAACUGCAUAUAUGGAGCGUCGACGUCCAGAUUUUUCUAAGUUUAAUAGAAGACCAUAAUUUCAAAAGCAUUUAUAAAUUAUAUGUAAGUUAAUUUUUGUUGUCAAUUUGGGUUAUGGACUAAAAUCUAUAGAAUAACACUGAUUUGGUUCAUCAGUUCAUGUUAGUUUAUUUGAGGCUGAUUGAUUUGUGAGCUCUAAAGCAAAAGAAUGUUUAUGA